UAUAGUUCAGUAGGUUUGCCUGGUUUCCACUUUGGUGAUGGUGGUCUGGCUUUAUCUUUCACUAUUUUGAAAUCUAGGUACUUUGAAAAGCAGUUUGAGUUGGCAUAUACAAUGAAGCUGCCAAUGUUUCUUCACAUGCGAGCAGCUGCUCAGGAUUUUUGCGACAUUCUUCAACGAAAUGAGGAUCGGUUUGUUGCUGGUGUUGCGCACUCUUUCACUGGAAGUGCUGAAGACUGUGAUAAACUUCUUUCAUUUAGUAACAUUUUUAUAGGUGUAAAUGGUUGCUCUCUCAAGACGGCUGAGAACCUUGAAGUUGUAAAAGGUAUACCGGUUGAGCGAAUGAUGAUUGAAACGGAUUCACCAUACUGUGAUAUCAAGAAUACGCAUGCUGGGAUAGGGUAUGUAAAAUCCUCGUGGCCUUCAAAGAAAAAGGAUAAGCAUGAUCAAGAAUGCCUGGUCAAAGGUCGCAAUGAACCUUGCUUAGUUCGGUGAGUGUCAUAACAUUCUUAUUACUAG
Capsicum annuum is the source of this 516-nucleotide messenger RNA. RefSeq names its product deoxyribonuclease TATDN1-like. The transcript has 3 exons. Gene Ontology annotation, cellular component: cytosol. The annotation marks the transcript as partial. The record is from RefSeq and is a predicted model, not a curated record. NCBI's taxonomy places the organism in Eukaryota, Viridiplantae, Streptophyta, Magnoliopsida, Solanales, Solanaceae. Gene Ontology annotation, molecular function: 3'-5'-DNA exonuclease activity.